Phoenix dactylifera (date palm) is the source of this 2186-nucleotide messenger RNA. Its product is annotated as Pentatricopeptide repeat (PPR) superfamily protein. Gene Ontology annotation, biological process: mitochondria-nucleus signaling pathway; chloroplast-nucleus signaling pathway. Gene Ontology annotation, cellular component: chloroplast. NCBI's taxonomy places the organism in Eukaryota, Viridiplantae, Streptophyta, Magnoliopsida, Arecales, Arecaceae. Gene Ontology annotation, molecular function: protein binding. The record is from RefSeq and is a predicted model, not a curated record.
UGAAUCCAAUCGAUCGUCGUAGCAGAAUAUGCUGUCCGUACUCAGUCGCAUGCCGCAUGGGUUGUAGUUAUUCCUGCGCUACUCUCCCUAUCUCUCUGUCGCCCUACCGGCGGUCAGAAUGCUAGUGUCGCGAGCCAGAACUCGCCUGCUCGUCUCCUUCGCUUCUCGUCACCUUUUAUCAUCCCAACCUGAUCCCCAUCCCUCUCCCACCUCCCCCUCUUCCUUCUCUGCCGCCGUCUCCGCCUCGGACGUCGUCAACGAUCUCUGCCGCGUCCUCAGCGACUUCCGCGCCCCCCACCACGACCUCGAUGCUGCCCUCCGCCCCUUCGCGCCCCUCCUCACCCCUGCCCUCGCCGAGCACGUCCUCAAGCGCUGCAGCCGCCUCCCAGGCGCCGCCCAUCGCUUCUUCCUCUGGUCCGACGCCCUCCCGGGCUUUCGCCAUACCCCCGCCAGCUGCCUCGUCGUCAUCGAGUCCCUCGCCGCAUCCCGCCACUUCCCCCUCCUCUGGUCCUUCCUCUCCGAGCUUCGCGACUCCGGCCUUAGCCGCGGCGAUGCCGACGAGAUCCGGCCCGAGGCCUUCUGGCUCCUCUUCCGCUCCUACUCCCGCGCCCGCCUCCCCGCCGAUGCUGUCCGGAGCUUCAAACGGAUGCCGGACUUCGGCCUCCAGCCGGUCCUCGAAGACCUCCACCAGCUUCUCUUUUCCCUCUGCCGCAACGGCCUCGUGGAACAAGCUCAUUCCUUCUUCGACCAAUCCAAGCUCCGGUUUCCAGUCAAUCAGAAAACCUACAGCAUGGUGAUGGGAGGCUGGGCGGCAGCCGGGAAUUCGAAGAAAGCUCUCGAGCUGUUCGACGAAAUGCUUCAAAGAGGAUGCUUGGCAGAUGCGGUCGCCUACAACACCUUGAUUAUGGCCCUCUGUCGAGGAGGGGAGAUCGACGAGGCCCACCGGCGGCUACAGGAAAUGCAGAGAGAUCGUGGGCUCAAACCUGAUGCCGGCACAUACUCUGCUUUCAUUCGUGCCUCCUGUGAGGCAAAGGAUGUGCAUUCUGCCAUGAGAGUGCUUGAUACGAUGAAAAGGCACGACCUUUCACCGAAUGUGUUCACCUAUAAUGCCAUCAUCAAGUUGCUAUGUGAGAAGGAGAACGUCGUGGAAGCUUACGAGUUGCUCGAUGAGAUGCUCCAUAGAGGGGCGAAGCCCGAUGCUUGGAGCUAUAAUGCUAUAUUAGCAGUUCACUGUAAGCUUCAUGAGGUUAACAAGGCCUUGAGGCUGCUAGCCAGGAUGGUCAGAGACUCUUGCUUGCCAGAUCGGCAUACAUAUAAUAUGUUGCUGAAGAUGCUUAUAGGGGUCGGGAGGAUCGAUAGGGCAAUGGAAGUUUGGGAUGGAAUGGAGAAAAGGGGAUUUUAUCCGUCAGCUUCAACAUUUGCAGUGAUGAUCCACGGGCUCUGCAGGAAGAAAGGAAGGAUUGAAGAGGCUUGUCAAUACUUCGAGGUGAUGGUGGAUGAGGGGAUUCCACCUUAUCUUAGUACUUGUGAGUUGCUAAGGGACAAGCUGUUGCAGCUUGGGUUGAGAGAGAGGGUUGGUGUGCUUGUGGAGAAGAUGAAGAUGAGCACUUCGUGCACAAUACAAGAGUUAUCAAGCGCCAUGGGAAAAGAAAAAGGAUAGAGUUUGAUGUAAAAUGAGUGAACCGUUUUCUCAUUCCAUGAAGCUUUGGAAGUUUAUUGCUAGCUCAACUAUUGAUUUUAGAGUGGUUGCAUCCCGAAGUGUUGGCUCAAACUAGACUUUGAUGGAUGGUUGCAAAUUCUAGAUGCCCAUGGAUUGAUGAGUUGGCUAAUAAUCCAAGAAGUACUCUUGGUGGGGAAGAAAAGAAUUCCAAUGAAGCACAGGUGCUGAAAGAACUGCUGAGGAUGGUGUGGUGGAAUAUGACUAUGGGAUUAAACAUUAUUGAUUAGACCAUGAGAAGCAAGAUAGCUUAGAAGCAAAAUAACUUGGAACAACAUUCAAAUACUUAACAUCUUCUCGUAACAGGGAUGGCUAUGUGCAACCAUGUUUCUCAUAAUGCUAUGAGAUGAUACGACCCUUAAUUAAAAGAUGGAGAAGAGGACUAGUGGGGGAUAUUUUAUCGUUACUGUUAUUGUUAUUGUUGUUAUUGUUAUUCUAAUUGUUAUCAUUAUUCUUAUUCUUUUUGUUA